This is a messenger RNA of Batrachochytrium dendrobatidis JAM81, 861 nucleotides long. RefSeq lists its product as uncharacterized. Bases 1 to 861 code for a protein of 286 amino acids. NCBI's taxonomy places the organism in Eukaryota, Fungi, Chytridiomycota, Chytridiomycetes, Rhizophydiales. The transcript has a single exon. The record is from RefSeq and is a predicted model, not a curated record.
AUGAAACUACCAACUGCUGUACUAUCAUCAAUCCUGCUUAUUUGUUCAGUUACUAUUGCCAAACCAAUCCGUCCCAGUUCGACUACAAGUGCCGAGUCUAGUCCUUCGUUAAUUCCUGUUAGCGGUCCUGUAGACUGGAGUGACGUCUUUUCGGCUUCGCGUGAGAUGAGAGGAUUUCUCAAAAGCUACUUGGAAAUACAAAGUAGCUAUGAUGAACAUAAAAAAGAAUGCGACCUGAUAGAGCUUCGACAUAAUAAUUAUUGGAAAAUGAUAAAUUUUAUGGAAACAAGGAUCUCGGAAUUGAAAAGUAAAGCUCUAAAAGACAGAACUAAGCUAAAAAAUGAUGAUGACGAUGCUGAGAUAAAGAAGCUCGAGAAAAGACUUGAAGAAAAACGUUCCGACUUUGUCGAUCUUAAAAGACAACAUAACGGGUGCAAAGUUACAAGUGAUUGUUUCGAUCAAGAAUUGAUACUUGUCAAAACAAGUAUCGUACAGUACUUUAUGGAAAGCCGUUUCGAUCAAGAAUUGCUCGAGAAACAAUUUUCGCAAGUCCUCUCAAAUUCCAUCAUUAAAAAAUGUCUCGACGAAUUAUGUCAAGAAUCAUCAGCAUGUAGUGGUGGUUCAGAUCAAGAUCCAGAGCCGUUACCGCAAAUACAGCCUGAAUCUAGCUCCUUUGGACAGAGAUUCGCUUCCUUUAAGCAGAGAUUUGCCACUUUUGGACAGGGAUUUUCCUCCCUUAAACAAAGAUUUACCACCUUUAGACAGAAAGCUUCCACUGGUUUACGUAAAGUUGCCUCUAAACUUAGUCAUGGAGCUAACUUACUCUUGAGUCGAAUCAGGCGUGAACCCAAAGAUAAUUGA